CGCUGAGAAUUACCAAGUUUGGACAUGAUUGACUCGCGCAGCAGCAGCAGCAGCCAGGCUGUUCUCGAUCCGCGGAUUACGAUUGGCAAGCUGCAGUCAAGCACCGCGCGCAGUGCCGUGGCGACCGUGCCUGGCGACUUUGGCGCAGAGGGCGGCGCGGAAGUGUCCAACAAGGCGACCUUGCUGAGCGACGUGGAUGGCGCGCUUGGACGCAGCAAGCCGCCCGCGCUCGAGUACAUUCUGGUCAUGCCAUUCUCGGCAGUGCGGCUCGGAUUCGGCUACGGACUGAGCUACAAUUCGUUUGGACACGCGGCAGUCCGGUACACGCUGCCCGAUGGGAAGCAGGUGGUCAUGAACAUUAACGGUAAAGGCGGCAUUGGCGUCCCAAUGGUUCAGUUCUGCACGCCAGAAGAGUACUUUCUGAGCACCCAUUAUUCUCCUGCCAGCGAACAGCGAGGCUUGUACAAUCGGACCAUGAUCAGCGUCCGCGUCGAACACGUUCCAGAGGAGCGCAUCUUGGCCAUGCACAAGUACUUUCAGCGGUUGGAAGAGGAAUCGCGAGCACAGCGUGCAAAGUUUGAAAUUGUUCUUUCGCCAAUCCUCAACUUUGUGCGAUGGGUGCUUCCGUUCGAUCUGGCUGAACGAGGCAACUGUGCCUUCUGGACGAGCAAAGGGUUGAAGGAGGCCGGCGUUGUUCAACACGUCUCCAUGUGGCCCAAAUCGAUCUGGAUUGACAUGUUUGAAAACAGCACACGAAGCGCGGGCAUUGGAGGGCGCGACAACAUGAACGUGGUGGCGUAUCGACGAAUCAAGCACGCGCAAUUAAGCUACGGCGUUGAUGCCGAUCCAAUCGAAGCUGUUGCGCCGCUCCAGAGCGCGAGAGCCUUUUUGUAUUGGAAUCUAGAGCGAUUUGCGAAUGUGGUAGUUGAGGUGCCACAGGGUUCGACGCGCGCGACUGUUGCCGUUCGAGAAAAUCCGGUGCAGCCCAGUCCGUGGCGGAAUCUCGUCAACAACAAGCUCAUCAUUUUCUCUUCUGUAGCACUCACUGGGGUUGUCAUUUUCCGGCUCAACCGGCAAUUCACAAGUCGUGUCGGUGCUGCUUUGUGGAAGUUUCCUCGAUCCAAUCCUGGCCGUCAGAGACAGCAGAGCCACUGAUACGUGUUUGUGUUUAUUUUAAAAAAAACUUUGUUUGAUUGCUAUUGAAUUGAACUGGACAUCAAAC
This is a messenger RNA of Capsaspora owczarzaki ATCC 30864, 1222 nucleotides long. RefSeq lists its product as hypothetical. The record is from RefSeq and is a predicted model, not a curated record. NCBI's taxonomy places the organism in Eukaryota, Filasterea, Ministeriida, Capsasporidae. Bases 25 to 1155 code for a protein of 376 amino acids. The transcript is spliced from 4 exons.